AGGAGUUGUCGCACGUCAAUAUCUCCUGCGGUAUGGAGCAGAAUCGAGAAACAAUUCGACUGAAUUCUGUACGCAGGAUUGACCCUCAUGUGGUACAGAUUAUGGACAGUGCCAAUCGAACUGCACUGUACUCGUAUGAACAGGGUGGAGAAUCUUGGGCCAAGACAGACGUAGAGGGUACCUUGAUGGUCUACUCUCGAGUGGCUCCACCUCAUUACAUGAUCACCAUCAUUAACAGACUGAACAAAUCCAACUUCAUUGAGCCCCUCUCAUCUGCCUGUGAUAUACAAGUCAAGCCUCCUUAUCUCCUCUUCAGGAAUGCCAAAGCUGUCAUAUAUGGGAUAUGGUUUUCAGAUGCAGAUGACGUACAGCGUAUAGCAGGUGCCAUUCUGGAGCACAUGAAGAGUGAACCUCCACCUGCACCUCAGCCUGCCCCAAACAUAAUGGCUGACCCUGCCAUUGCAGUAGCUGGUGCACCUGGUGGGGAUAUUAUGAGCAUGCUCUCUCGUGCUCAUGGAGAGUUUGAAAGCAAGCGUCAAGAGCCACGUAGCAUUGUAAAUACAGCUACAAGUGCCAAUAAUGAUUUGGUUAAGCCAGCACCUUUAAGAGUUCAAGCCGGGGAGCAAAACACAGUUGCUGAUUUCUUUGCCAAAGUUUCGGGAGCACAGGCUGGUGGAGGAAUGGGGGGCAUUGGAGGCACUGGCUUGCAUUCUCCUUCUGGUUCGGGGCCUCCAGUUUCAACAGCCAAUUCCUCAUCAGGCACUAACCCUGUGUUACAGAAGUUAUUUCAGGGUGCAGCGGCUGUUGGUGGUCAAGCUAUGGUGCAACUUCCUGCUGGGGCACCUGUGCAAGUCCAACAGGGAGUCACUAAUCCUAUUCCUAUUCCUGGUUCAACAUCACAGAAUCAUCCAUCUACAAUAUCAUCAAGUGUUCCAGGGGUAGCACCUAUCUCCCUGCAAGAGUUAGAAGGACGAUUCAAAGAUAAUUUGAGAAUGUCAAACCAAGUUAAAGAAGAGGAUAUAUCCCAUCUUAAUCAGCAUCAAAAACAGCACGAGACAUAUACCCAGCAGAUACCACACUCUGAGCCAUCUCUACUUUCACCACAGGUAUUUACAAGUUCACGAACUUCAGACCCCACUAUGAGUAGUGGAACCCCCCCUGUCGACUCCACUGGUUCCCGCACCUUCCCUGGCCUGCUAACCCCAGGCACCACGGCAGUCAUGGAUAUGAGGCCACUAAAUGGAUCUCAAGAAUCCCUUCAUGAUGGGAUAAUUGGUGGCUCUUCACAAGUGACUCCUUUGACACAGGAACAGUUGGUUCAGGCAUUCACCCUGCUCCUCAAGAAAGACGAUUUUGUUAGACAAUUACAUGAAGCAUAUGUUCAGGCUCUAAAUCAGUCUCUCAAGGGUUGUUUGUAGGUAAACAACAAUAUAAUCGUAGUAAAUUUGUGUCAUUUGGUUUUCCAUGUUGUGCUUUUGCAUUCUCAUGUAAUAGUGCUCAUUAUAAUGUGCAUUCAUGACAGUGAAAUGUAAUUAAAUGGUAGUUAUCUGUCACAUCAAUAUAAAACUAAAUGAAACUUAUAUUUUUAGCAAAGUUUUACAAAAUAUAUACAGAAUGAUGUGUGGAAGAGGAUAUUAGCUUUUUCAUAUGCAGUGUAACACAUGUCUGUGAGUGUUUUGUGUUGUGUCUGCAGUAAUGGAGAGGUAGAAGGUAUUGUAAUUGAGAGUUGCUAUAUAGACUGACAUUUUGUUAAUGGAAAUUCUAUACUGUAAUUUAUUCUGCCUUGUCAGUCAUUUGUGGCACAAACUUUUUCAGAUAACUUGGUAAACAAUAGUUAGAAAUACACUAUAUUCAUGUUAACCCUGCUUAUACCCCGAGGAAAGUCUUUAAACUGUUUUAAAUGUGUAUUAAAACUGAUACUUAUUGAAGAACAUUAUUGGCAAUAUGUAUGGGAAUGAACUCUUAAACUGCCCAAUUCAUUUCCUUUUGCCUUUGGUAAUAUCAAGGCUUUGUGAGGAUAUACCUGUACUAUAGGUUUAUGGAUCUGUGACUACUUUUUACACACAAAAAAAAAUUAUUGUUUUAAUAACUCUGGAGGCGACUUUUAAGAAUUCAGUCUGGCUUAAUUCUUUCUUUAGCAAAAAAGUAAAAGCUUUUUUUACAAACUUUUGUUUGAGUUUCAAUAUAUGCAUGAAGCUCUUUUAUUUCAAAUUAACUUUGAGAAUUGUACCUGACUCAUGGUAUUCUAGGAAAGGCAUUAAAAUUCUUGCUUUUUUACUUGCAAAACAGUUGUUGUCAAAGGUGUUUUUAGAUUGCAGUAUGCAAUAAUUCUGACUUCAGACAUUAUUUGCAUUUUUUAUUCCAAAGAAUAUAUUUUUGAUUAUCAUGUAUAUUACCGUACCGGUUAAUAAGAUCCUUCAGUGUUCCGUUACACUGUAAAGUGAUAUGAUAAAUUUACAUAUACAGUAUAUUAUGACAAAAAUUAUUUUAUUGGGAACAUGUACAGUAUACUGUAGUGGUCAAUUGUUAAUUUUGUUACACUUUUUCCUUUGUAUUGUUAUGGUUAUAAAAACUGUUCCAGGUCUGUAUGAUUCUUUUCCAAAAUGUAUCAUUAUAUUUUCUUCAUUACAGUACACAUACGUGCACGUGAGUUACUGUUUUAGAUGCUCCAAAGGUUCUUGAUAUUUUUAUUAUUAUCCCCCCCCUCUCAAAUAACACAUUUCCAAUCUGGAAAAUUUAAGUACAGUAUAAACCAUAGGAAAAAAUCGAAGGUAUAACAUCCUUGUUAUGACUGUAGGAAACAAAGUGAUCAAGCAACAUUUCUAAAUAAAUUUUUGCCUUCAUGCAGAAGUUAUAAGAGCUAAUAUAUUAUUUGUGUACUGCAUUCUAGCUUGACAUCUGUAACGAGUUCAUGGGGAUAGGACCAGCAUUAGGGAAUUCUUCGUAGGAUUCCGAUAAUUUUUUAUUUUAUGAAAGCAGUGGAUAUGUAUUCUAAGAGAUUAUAUAUUUUAUGAAGUUCAGUAUUUACCAUUUAAAAGUGUCAGCUGUAGACCCUUACUAUAUUUCAUCCGAAUCUUUCAUUGAACAAGCUGAAUGUGAGAAAUUAAUGACUGGGCUAAAGAUUUCUACUGCUGGUCUCGUCAGUACAUGGGUUCCAAGCAGCUUACCAUCUGAGACGUUGAUGAAGUCUGAAUAUACAGCUAUUAUAUAAUGUACAAGUAAACUGCAGAUUAUCAGAAAUAAACUUGUACGAUGUAA
This is a messenger RNA of Homarus americanus (American lobster), 3258 nucleotides long. It is a transcript of the gene DCP1, whose product is annotated as mRNA-decapping enzyme 1A-like. Gene Ontology annotation, cellular component: P-body. The transcript is spliced from 2 exons. The record is from RefSeq and is a predicted model, not a curated record. Gene Ontology annotation, biological process: deadenylation-independent decapping of nuclear-transcribed mRNA; positive regulation of catalytic activity; deadenylation-dependent decapping of nuclear-transcribed mRNA. Lineage: Eukaryota; Metazoa; Arthropoda; Malacostraca; Decapoda; Nephropidae. Bases 33 to 1418 code for a protein of 461 amino acids. Gene Ontology annotation, molecular function: enzyme activator activity; mRNA binding.